AUGGGUCGGCACCAGGAUAGUAAGGAGAGCGUUGUGGGCGCCGUGGUUGCUUCCCUGCCACUUGGAGGCGACGCGAUGAUGGAAUUCAACAUUGCUAAUGAGUUUCUGACUGGGCUGGUUGGGGCAGGAAGGGCUACACUACUGAGCUCAUUCCGGGCUGCCUCAAAGAGGCAGAAAAAAAAAGCUCUUGGAUUCAAGGGCUUCGGAGGAACUGGCAGAGGAAGACUUCACAGCCCAAUGGCGCAAUUUAGUCAACAGCUGCAGGGCUCCUAA
This is a messenger RNA of Anthostomella pinea, 273 nucleotides long. The record is from the annotation of a GenBank genome assembly. NCBI's taxonomy places the organism in Eukaryota, Fungi, Ascomycota, Sordariomycetes, Xylariales, Xylariaceae.